Messenger RNA from Cokeromyces recurvatus, 1441 nucleotides. RefSeq names its product HAD-like domain-containing protein. The transcript is spliced from 7 exons. NCBI's taxonomy places the organism in Eukaryota, Fungi, Mucoromycota, Mucoromycetes, Mucorales, Mucoraceae. Gene Ontology annotation, cellular component: plasma membrane. The coding region runs from base 314 to 1240 and encodes 308 amino acids. The record is from RefSeq and is a predicted model, not a curated record. Gene Ontology annotation, molecular function: phosphoprotein phosphatase activity.
CAACAGCAUCUUCAUUAGAAAGGAAAAAAAAAAAAAAAAAGAAAGAAAGAAACGGAGAUACACAUCUUUUAGAAGAAGACUAUUUAAACUAGAAAACGAGAAAAAAAAAAGAUUUACCCUUUUUUAUUAAUUCAUAGAAAGCUUAGAUGAAUCAAAAAAUAAAAGUUUAACUUUGACUCAUAACAACUCUUCUUCAGAAAUAAAGAAAGGAAAAAAGCAGCUUGAUCCUGAAUAUGUAAAAUCACCUUUACCGCCUAAUAAGAUUAAUCGACCAUCUUCAACAACAAGUAGACAUGGCAGCAGCACAGGUUCAAUGAAGCCAGUUCAUAAAAAUGGAUUUCUGUCUUUAUUACUAUGUUGUACAGUAGGUGCAGGUUCUUUUCUCGAUAAUAGCGACAAAUCAUCAAUCAGUAAAAAGAAUAGUAGCAGCCUCAGUAAUAACAAUAAUAAUCAACAAAUUAAAGAGAAGACAGAUGAUAAAGUUACUUCACCUGUUCCCGCUAUUGUUACUGAUCUAACUGAAUUAGAUAACUUGUCUUCCUCUUCUUCAUCUGCGGCCAAUAAUAGAGUGGAAGUAGACGAACCUAAUAAUAAUAAUAAUAAUAAUGAAUCCGCUUCUCCUUUAUCUCUUCAAUCCCAAACUUCUCCCGUUGGACCUGUUGUAUGGUUAUUACCGCCAUUAGCAAAUGAAGAUAGGCAAAGGAAAUGCCUCGUACUUGAUCUUGACGAAACAUUAGUUCAUAGCUCAUUUAAGAUUAUUCCUAAUCCUGAUUUUAUUGUACCUGUGGAGAUUGAUAAUCAAUAUCACAAUGUAUAUGUACUAAAACGUCCUGGAGUGGAUGAAUUUAUGCGUAAAAUGGGUGAAAAAUACGAAAUUGUAGUAUUUACCGCAAGUUUAGCUAAGUAUGCGGAUCCAGUAUUAGAUAUGUUGGAUAUACAUGGAGUUGUUAAGCAUAGAUUAUUUAGAGAAUCAUGCUUUAAUCACAAAGGAACUUAUGUGAAGGACUUGUCACAAUUAGGAAGAGAUCUUGCAUCAACAUUAAUUCUUGAUAAUUCGCCAGCAAGUUAUAUCUUCCACACAGCAAAUGCAGUACCUGUCUCAACAUGGUUUAAUGAUCCUCAUGAUACCGAAUUAACUGAUCUUGUUGCCUUUUUAGAGGAUUUAACUGUUGUAGAUGAUGUUCAGCUUGUGUUGGAUAAUGUUAUAGAUCGUAAUUUUACUGUGUCAUCUAAAGCUUAAUAAUAUUUCCUCUUUAUUUAAUACCCCCUUUUAUUACAUUAUAAGAAAAAAAAAAAGCAAGCAAAGGAAACUUUAUCCUUACUUAUCCAAAUAUAUUUAUUUUUUUGUUAAUUGGAGGUUUUAUGAACCCCAUGCUCACUCUCUCUAUCCCUUCAUUCUUAAUUAAUAUAUUAUAUUUGAAUAUAGUGUAACGUUCAAAAA